Taeniopygia guttata (zebra finch) is the source of this 1112-nucleotide messenger RNA. The record is from RefSeq and is a predicted model, not a curated record. NCBI's taxonomy places the organism in Eukaryota, Metazoa, Chordata, Aves, Passeriformes, Estrildidae.
GCAUGGCCCGGACUGUGCGCGGGCCCCGCGCGAGCGGCUCCGGCGCGAGCGUCACGUCGGGCCGCGCCCCCUCCGCCCCUCAGGGACUCGUCACAUCCCGCAGGGGUCCCACCGCCCCCCAAAUUCCACCGCCCCUCAGGGACUCGUCACAUCCCGCAGGGGUCCCACCGCCCCCCAGAUUCCACCGCCCCUCAGGGACUCGUCACAUCCCGCAGGGGUCCCACCGCCCCCCAAAUUCCACCGCCCCUCAGGGACUCGUCACAUCCCGCAGGGGUCCCACCGCCCCCCAGAUUCCACCGCCCCUCAGGGGCUCGUCACAUCCCGCAGGGGUCCCACCGCCCCCCAAAUUCCACCGCCCCUCAGGGACUCGUCACAUCCCGCAGGGGUCCCACCGCCCCCCAGAUUCCACCGCCCCCCAGAUUCCACCGCCCCCCAAAUUCCACCGCCCCUCAGGGGCUCGCUCCAUCCACAGGGAUCCCACCGCCCCCCAAAUUCCACCGCCCCUCAGGGGCUCGCUCCAUCCCUCGGGGGUCCCUCAGUGGCUCCUCACAUCCCGCACGGUGCCACCGCCCCUCUCCGCGCCGGCAGCGAGGGGCCCGGGGCUCUGCGGGCAGCGCCUCCGAGCCCGAGCCGCGUCCGAGGGGCCCCGUCCUGCCCUGUGUUUGGGGGACAGUGAAGGUUUGGCCAUGGUGUGUUCGGCCUUGGUGCAAGGUGCUGACCGCAAUACCCAGGUGCUGUGUGAUGUCUCGGGAUGCAGAAGGAUUUCUGUGCCGGGCUGUGUGAGCACCGGGCUCGCCCUUCACCGGGGCAGAGGAGCAGAUGGCCAUGCCAGUUACAGGAAUGGUUUGCAAGAGCAAAGCUGAGACCCACACAUAGUUCCUCCCUUCAGACCAAGUCCACUGAACUCCUUUGUCUAGUGACCUUUUCACAAUAAAGUCAUGUGUAUAACCGAAGAUUAAAGAGUAAAAUGCAGUCUUUAAGCUUUGUAAAGUCAUCACCCCUGCCCCUUCUGCAGUCACUGGUUUCUCACAAAGAGAGUUGUUUCCCUUGUAUCACUUGCAGACCUGUCCCCAGAAAAAUUUGCAACCUCGUGAUACCAAAUGGAGUUUUGG